Ostertagia ostertagi is the source of this 462-nucleotide messenger RNA. NCBI's taxonomy places the organism in Eukaryota, Metazoa, Nematoda, Chromadorea, Rhabditida, Trichostrongylidae. The record is from the annotation of a GenBank genome assembly.
AUGGACAAAUUGCAUGCUACUUUCAAUGAAGAACGUGCCCGAGCGGAAAGUGAGCUAACAGAGUUGCAAGAACUUCAACAUCGAACUGAGUCUCAGGUAGUUGACCUUUCGGAAAAACUCAGAAUUUCUGAAGAAACAUUGCUUUCGAAGGAACGAGAUCUUGAAUCAGCCAGAAACAAUCUGAAUACGCAGACACUGGCAUUCGAAAAUGAAAUAUCCGAGCUGAAAGAAAAAUUAAAAGAAAGCACCGAAUCUGCGGCUGUAGCGUCGGAGCGUUCAACAGCCUCCCUUCGUGAAGUUCAGAAUAGCUUGAUUGAGGAAGAAAAGCGUGUUCUGGAGCUACGCCAUAAACUUAAAGAGGAACAAGCUCAGUUAGCAACUCUCCAGUCGGAAGCAAAACAUCGAGAAGAACAACUCAAAAGCGAGAUUAAAUUACGACAAGAUCAGGUAGAUAUAUUCCAG